This is a messenger RNA of Kwoniella botswanensis, 1500 nucleotides long. RefSeq lists its product as uncharacterized. NCBI's taxonomy places the organism in Eukaryota, Fungi, Basidiomycota, Tremellomycetes, Tremellales, Cryptococcaceae. The transcript has 3 exons. The record is from RefSeq and is a predicted model, not a curated record. Bases 1 to 1500 code for a protein of 499 amino acids.
AUGCCUCCUCAUCUAUUAGACCUGACUGACGAAGUACUACAACGUAUCGCCUACUUCACUAAUCGUGACUCAAUCAUUCCUAUACCCAGCUAUGGACCACAUUGGCAGAACUUCCGAGGAGAUAUCAGAAGUAGCUCUGCAAAAGAUCUCUUAGCAUUCAGAUCAACCUGCAAGAGAAUACGCGAUGUUUGUGGAUUGGAGAAUAUUCAUGUUUACAUCAAAGACCGGAUGAAAUGUAAAUAUUGGUUGAACGAAAGUUCCCUUGAGGUGGAAAAGGCAGUCAGUCGACUAAGAUACCACCCUCAACGUCCAGGCUCAGAUGUAACCUCAGCUUGGGCAGCAUUCUCCACACUUCUUCACAACUUCCCUUCCUUGAAAGAAUUACUCAUGGAUGAGAGUUUCUCAUGUAGUCAUACAUAUUACGACUAUGACUUAUCUCAAUUGAAAAAAGCACCAAGACUACCUCGAUAUCCCAUAUUGACCAAUCUUAAAUCGCUCUUAAUCUCCAUCGACUGUCCCGCCUGUUCGAUCAUUAUUCCUCAUAUGAUACUCCCAGCAGCCAGACUACUCAAACAUCUCAAAGUUAGGCUAGUAGCUCCUGAAGAAUAUACAAGUGAUACGGUCGACUAUAGCCCCUCCGAGAGCUUUAAGAAGAUCAUUGAUACCUGGUGUAAAGAUGACGAAAGUGGCAGUAGACGAAAUCAAUUGAAGACUUUAUAUCUGAAAUACCCUCCGUUGCGCAGUGAUAGGAUUAAAUCAGGUUGGACUGGUACCAUCAAGGAAGCGUUCAAUUCUUUGCCUAAAUUGGAAGAUUUCAGGACAACGCAGUACUAUAAGAAUGAAGACAUGCUCGCUGCUGGUAUAACCGUGAAAGGUCGUAAGAACCGAAAAGGUGAAUGGAAUUUCAAAGUCAAAAAGCAAGUAGUAGAAGCUGGUCAAGAUGGAUAUCAAUCUUUUGUGAAUUUUAUCUUGAUCUUGAACCUUCAUUUGGUUUACGUCGUGAAGGAGAUUUGUCCUGAAUCCAGUCCAACCCAUCUGAAAUAUUUCGAUCCAAUUAUCCUCAUCGAGCUAGACUACAUACGACCUAUGAACAAGGUAGCCACCCUCACCCAGACACGUCGAUCGUGGCUAAAAGGACGACUCGAUAAUGAUCCAAUUGCUAUCAAAGAAGAUGAAGCCGAACAAGCAGGGUACGAAGUCAACUUUCAACAUGCUGCCGCUGCUAUCGCGACAACUAUGUUAAAGUAUUUUCCUACAUUGGAAGGUGGGGCAUUAUGGGAAAGAGGAUCAGAGACCAAUGAAUUUGAUUGGUUACAAUGGAAUUGGACUAAAUCAGGAAAUAAAGUUAGCAUAGAAGAACAUCCAUGGGUUUUACCUCCUGAAUUUGUAGGUUCAAGAGAAGGACGAAGAACACCUAAAUUACCUAGUGGCGACGAUUAUCCUUACUCUGAUUCAGAGACUGGCAGUAGUUCUGGAAGUGAGGAUGAUGAUGAUAACUAG